GCUUCUUAAUACUCCGCAAAGCACAACUUGGUGUUCGAAUGUUCAAGUUCCAGUCAUUUCCUCGGACAGCAACUGUCUUCCCCGCCUUAUUCAGAAGAACUAACCACCACCAGUCAUUGCCUCAGAUUCAAAAUGCAACCACCAUAGUUGAAACACUAACUCUACUUCUGAAGCAACGCCAAAAACUACCUCAGAUUUCACAAAUUCAUGCCCAGGUUACUACGCAAGGUUUAUCAUCCAAUUCUUCUCUUGUCUUUGCCAUCGUUCGUUGUUAUAUUUCUGCAAAAAACCUCAGUUUUGCACGAACAUCAUUCGAUCGAUGUCUGUAUCCAUCACUACUCUUAUGGAAUGUCAUAAUACAAGCCUACUCCAAGAAACAAAAUUGUCAGGAAUCAUUCAAUUUAUUCCGGCAGAUGCUUGCGCUCGGGGACGGGUCUAUGCCGGACAAGUACACUUUCACCUUUGUAAUCACUUCAUGCUCGCAGCAAAACACACCCAUUUAUGGGGAUAUUAUUCAUGCUUUGGUGAUAAAGUUUGGGUGUGAAUCCGAUACUUUUGUGUGCAACUCACUGUUGAAUUUUUAUUCAGUCUUUGGAAAAAUGGAAGAAGCUCGGAUUGUAUUUGAAGAAAUGCCUCAAAAGGAUGUUGUCACCUGGACUAGUUUCUUAAGUGGGUAUACUAAGCAUGGGAAGAUGGAUCGAGCUGUUGAGUUGUUUAGUGAGAUGCCAGAACGGACUGAUGUCUCUUGGACAGUUAUGAUUUCGGGCUUGGUUGGAGUGGGAGCUUGUGCUUACCUAGGUGCCUUGGAUCAAGGAAAAUGGAUCCGGAGUUAUGUGGAGAAGAUAGAAACGUUGAGAAGUGCAAAUAUAUCUACUGCCCUGAUUGAUAUGUACGCCAAAUGUGGGAAAAUAGACUGUGCACGUAGUAUUUUUAAUGGAUCUUCCAAAACAGAUGUUUUCACUUGGACAAGUAUGAUUUCAGCUUUAUCAAAGCAUGGGCUUGGUGAGCAUGCUCUUAGCGUUUUCUCUCAAAUGCCAGGUGAAGGAAUAAAACCGGAUGAUAUCACUUUAUUAGGUGUUUUAAAUGGAUGUAGUCAUUCAGGUUUAGUAGAGGAGGGUUGUUCAGUCUUCGACAAAAUGGAGACCUUAUGGGGAAUUUCUCCGAUGAUUCAGCACUAUGGGUGCAUGGUAGAUCUUCUUGGUCGUGCAGGUCAAUUGGAGCGAGCCUUUGAAUUUGUCAGAAGAAUGCCAAUCGAGCCUGAUAUUGUAAUAUGGAGGGCACUUCUUAGUUCUUGUAGGAUUCAUAGAAAUGUCAAACUUGGAGAGCAAAUCAUUGAUCAUAUUUCACAGUCUGAUCCCUGCGGUCAAGGCGGAGGUUAUGUUCUUCUUUCUAACCUGUAUGCGUCUUUAGGUAGAUGGGAGAAGGUUGAUGGAGUGAGAAAGCAGAUGAAUGCCAAGAACAUUGAAUUAAGAACAGGGUGCAGUUGGAUUGAAAAUGGAACCGUUCAUAAAUUUGUUUCUGCAGAUAAGUUGCACCCUCGGAUUACAGAGAUACACCAGAAGUUAAAUCAAGUACUAAAGAAAGCAAGAACUGAAGGUGGUUACAUUACAAACACCAACCCAGUAUUAUUCGAUUUAAGUGACGAGGAGAAAGAACAAGCUGUAUCUUGGCACAGUGAGAAGCUAGCUGUGGCAUUUGGAUUACUGAGCACCCAUUCAGGGGCUCCAAUUAUGAUUGUAAAGAACCUGAGAAUAUGUGACGAUUGUCAUUCUGCAAUGAAGGCUAUUUCACGAGUUUUCAGUAGGGAAAUUACCGUGAGAGAUCGAUCUCGAUUUCAUAAUUUUCGUGAAGGAAUCUGUUCAUGUAAGGAUUAUUGGUGAUGAAAAAAGUUAAUCAUACAUUUAAUGAAACAUUUUCCUUAAGGAUCAUGGCUUGUUUGGGGCUUAAAUUUCUUGCACUGAGGCACUACUUUUGAACUGCUGUUGGAAUCUCUGGAACUCCAAAAUCUCUGAGAUCCAAAAAAGAGAAAAACUAGAAACUACAUGAGGCAGUUCUUCUCAUCUCAGAGAUGCUUUGCUUCCCAAGUACAAGUCAGUUAAUGAAA
Papaver somniferum (opium poppy) is the source of this 2104-nucleotide messenger RNA. RefSeq names its product pentatricopeptide repeat-containing protein At3g62890-like. Gene Ontology annotation, biological process: RNA modification. The transcript is spliced from 2 exons. The record is from RefSeq and is a predicted model, not a curated record. Lineage: Eukaryota; Viridiplantae; Streptophyta; Magnoliopsida; Ranunculales; Papaveraceae. The coding region runs from base 39 to 1880 and encodes 613 amino acids. Gene Ontology annotation, molecular function: protein binding; RNA binding; zinc ion binding.